Lathyrus oleraceus (garden pea) is the source of this 1123-nucleotide messenger RNA. RefSeq names its product RING-H2 finger protein ATL74. The record is from RefSeq and is a predicted model, not a curated record. The transcript is spliced from 3 exons. The coding region runs from base 305 to 976 and encodes 223 amino acids. Lineage: Eukaryota; Viridiplantae; Streptophyta; Magnoliopsida; Fabales; Fabaceae.
CAACAACUCAUAACACAUAGCAUGAAAAAAAACAAGUGAUAUCACAUCAAAGUGAGUGUAUACACUAACACCUCGAUUUUGUAGAUCUAAAAAAGCUUUAUCAUUACACCCUCAAAUCUAGCAUACCCAAACCAUUACCACCAACCAUGCCUUUUUCCUUUUUUAGGGUUUCGAUCCUCUCUUUCACUCUCACAACACACCACUCUCAAUUCCCACUCUCCUAAAGCACCGUUCUUUACCACCACCACACUUUCUCAUUCCUCUUUUCUGGGAUUGUGUUUAUCAAUUAGGACAUUUUUUCACAAUGAUUUCGACUGGGAUUAACUUGGUAAUGACUGUGAUUGGUUUUGCUGUUAGCACAAUGUUCAUUGUUUUUGUUUGCACUAGGCUCAUUUGUGCUAGGAUUCACUUGAAUGCUUCUAGGAGAUCCUUUCUCAUUGCUUCUAGAUCCAAUCUCAGUUUGAUGGAGAGGGGUUGUCAAGGUCUUGAAAGCAUAGAUGUAGCUAAAUUUCCAGUUAAGAAGUACAGUGACAAGUUUUUUGCAGCUGGGGAAAAUUCUCAAUGCACAGUCUGUCUCUCAGAGUACCAAGGUGAAGAUACACUGCGUAUCCUUCCCCAUUGUGGACACUCCUUCCAUAUGGCCUGCAUAGACUUAUGGCUGCAGCAGAACGCAACUUGUCCUGUUUGUCGAAUAUCACUGCGUGAAUUUUCCGAGAGAACGCAAUCAUUGCAACCUGUAUAUAACUCUCAUUAUGGGAUGGAGUCAUUUGACACUCAUCAUCAUCAUUGUAGAAUGGCUAAUAAUGGAUUGUCGACAAGAACCCAUGAUAACCACGGAGUGAACCCUAUUCAAGAGGAUCACUUUCCAUCUGAGGGUGAUAGAGCAGUUGAUGUAGAGAGUAUCACCUCCUUAAGUCAGGGUGAUUUCAUUAAAGAUGAAGAGAAGAAACAUGUAGAGAGCCCAUCAAAUUUAUAGAUUUGGUUGGUUCCUUUCAAAUUACUAAUCGAGUAAAGUUCAUGUUCCAAAAUUGGAGUGAAAUGUAUUAGCAUGUUGAAAGAUGGUUAUUUUCUUUUAUUUGAUUGUAUAUAUAGCAAUGAAAUUUUGCCCCUCUAUGGGGCCUCC